Daucus carota subsp. sativus is the source of this 1790-nucleotide messenger RNA. RefSeq lists its product as uncharacterized. Lineage: Eukaryota; Viridiplantae; Streptophyta; Magnoliopsida; Apiales; Apiaceae. Bases 134 to 1408 code for a protein of 424 amino acids. The record is from RefSeq and is a predicted model, not a curated record. The transcript is spliced from 5 exons.
CUAAGCAAUCCCUGACACAAGUGUCUUAAACACCUAGGCGGCCAGGCCACACUCCUCUCCUCCACUCCACUCCACUACACACACAAACACACACACCUCUUCUCUCUCUGAUCCGAUCAAUCAAAGCACAGAAAUGAGCACAACAGACUCUCCCCUCCCAUACAUAAACCCCCACCUCUCCUCCUCCUCCCCCAUCCCCGUCUCCGACACCGACAGCUACCUCAUCGACUCCACCGCCUCCGGGAGCAACAGCUUCCAGAAGGACACCUUUCUUUCCGCCGAGCCUCUCGACUUCGGCUUCUCCAGGCCUGAUUUCCGCCAGGCUCCGCUUGUGGGGACGGUUGAUUAUUACCAGCGCCAUGUGUUUCUGUGCUAUAAGAACCCGGAUGUGUGGCCGCCCAGGAUUGAGGCGGCGGAGUUUGAUCGCUUGCCUAGGCUUCUUUCCGCGGCUCUUGCGGCGCGCAAGCCCUUCAUGAACAGACAUACACGUUUAACAAUAUGCGAGGGUCACGAUGGGACAGAGACAUCAAAUGGGGAUGUGUUGAUUUUUCCCGAUAUGAUUAGAUACAGGAGAUUGACUCAUUUUGAUGUUGACACGUUUGUGGAAGAAGUUCUUGUAAAAGACGGUGAAUGGCUACCUGGAACUCCUGAACCACUAAGAGGGUCAUACAUAUUUGUAUGUGCUCAUGGUACAAGAGAUCGUAGGUGUGGUGUUUGUGGACCUUCUGUAGUAGCAAGAUUUAAAGAAGAGAUAGAAUUACGUGGUCUUCAAGGUAAAGUCCAUGUCCGUCCGUGCUCACACAUUGGAGGGCACAAGUAUGCAGGCAAUGUCAUUAUUUUUGGAUCGACUAUUAGUGGAGAAGCGACUGGUCACUGGUAUGGGUAUGUUAUGCCAGAUGACGCACCUACUUUGCUUGAGCAGCAUAUCGAGAAAGGGCAAGUCGUGGAUUUGCUUUGGAGGGGACAGAUAGGAUUAUCAGAAGAAGACCAGAAGAAGUCUCAGGAAGUAAGACUUCAGUUAACUGGUGGUAAUAAUGUGGAAAAAAGCAAAAAUGAGACCUCACAGACAAUUGAGAUCAGUAGCAGUGCAUGUCGAUCUCAAGUGAAGGGUACUUGCUGUUACCAAACGAAUAGCAUCUCCCCUUCCUCGUGUUGUCAGGACCUACUUUUGCCUGAAAUAUCUUAUACUGCCGAACCAAGUGCGGAGACAACUACUACUUCUGAAAAGAGAAGUAAGAAACAGCCUUCCCGAAAUAAUAACUGCCAGGCGGCUCAUUCUCGCAAGGUGUGUGCCAUGCCAACAUGGAUUGAGAGCUGGGAACGUGAAGAUACCUAUGCUACCAUGGCUGUUAUAGGUGCGGCGGUGUCUAUUGUCGUUGCCUAUAAUUGCUACAAACAGCUAACGUAAGUUUAUGCAUCCAGCAACCGCUGAUGUCUCCUUUAAUCUCUGUAGCAUAGAAGGGUCCUCCAGGGGAAACCCCACUUGAAUGGUAGUUUUUGUAUAUGCACAAAGAAAAUGAGAGUUCAAUGUGUCCUGAUCUCACCUUGAAUUCUAUAAUACAUGAGUAAAUAUGUUUCCCAGCAUGCUCUUUGUUAAAAUCUUUGGCGCAGAGAACCUGUACCCGAUCAUUUCAAAUUGGAUGGAGGAAAUUGCAAUUGGUUUACAAAAGCAAAUAUGAAUAAAUUUUUUGUUUUGGUUUUAUCUGUAAUUGUAACUAAAUGUGAUCAUGUUUUAAAGAUUGUACAUUUUCUUGAAAAGAAAUGGAAUUGCAAAUUAAGUUAAUUUGUUA